Molecule: messenger RNA, 219 nt
Organism: Paralichthys olivaceus (Japanese flounder)
Lineage: Eukaryota; Metazoa; Chordata; Actinopteri; Pleuronectiformes; Paralichthyidae
Source: RefSeq, a predicted model, not a curated record
AUGGGGUUCGCACGUCCAGCAGAAGCCUCCAAAGAAGUGACAGAAGAUCCCGCGGUAGAAGAUGAGAAAAGAAGGAACUAUGGUGGUGUGUACGUGGGUCUACCCACAGACAUGACCACUGUGGCUUCCAGUCAGUCCAAGUCCACACAUAAAGUGACUGAAGCAGCUUGGGGCGAAUGGAGAGGAAUAAUCCCUGGUGGCCGAGGCAGCACCCCAUGA